Molecule: messenger RNA, 2020 nt
Organism: Branchiostoma belcheri (Belcher's lancelet)
Lineage: Eukaryota; Metazoa; Chordata; Leptocardii; Amphioxiformes; Branchiostomatidae
Product: inactive peptidyl-prolyl cis-trans isomerase FKBP6-like
Exons: 14
Coding region: 102-1592 (496 amino acids)
Molecular function (GO): peptidyl-prolyl cis-trans isomerase activity; protein binding
Source: RefSeq, a predicted model, not a curated record
ACUUUCCAAGAACUCAGGGGAAAAGAGAGCGUGGUUCGAGAAAGUUUAUGAAAGAUUUUCCUCCUCUUCGUUUACUUUACUUUCCAUAAUCUGGUCCCAGAAUGGCAGAGAGAGCCCCCAUUCCAGCCGAGGAGUACGAAAGACAGUGUGGCCAGACAAAUGAUUCUUCCAGCGAGUUUGAAAGCUGUGCAGAAGAUGCUGGCUUCUCUGGUGAUGAUGCCCCUACCACCCGCCUGGUGUCAGGCCUGAACCUGAAGGAGGUGUGUGACACAACAGGACAGGGUGCAGAGUUUGAGGUGGAGUCACAGCUUCAGAUGGAAGAAGCUGCCCUGGAUAACAGGUACUUUGAUGCUGAGGACGUGUUUCAGCAGCUCAGCAGAGCUCCACUUGAUGAUGAAAGUGAAGACUCCUCCACUGAGGACUUAGACAUGAGUCCCUUUGAGCGUCUGGCAGUAAAGAUGGAGGACAUUUCGGGCGGGGACAGGGGCGUAGUGAAGAAGGUUCUGAAGCAGGGAGUGGGAGAUGUGGUCCCUGCUGGAGCUUAUGUCAGGGUUCACUAUAACGGCUACCUGGAGUACUCUGAUGAACCGUUUGACUCCAGUAGACUUCGCAAUGAAGAGCUCAGGUUCAGACUGGCAACAGGAUCAGUUGUCCCAGGGAUGGAGAUUGCCAUUUCCAGCAUGAAAAAGGGUGAGCGGUCUCGGUUCCUGGUCCAGCCAAACUACGGCUACGGCAAGUUUGGCUGCCCUCCUAGGAUCCCUGGCAAUGCCACAGUUUUGUACGAGAUAGAAAUGUUGAACUUUGUGGACAGGAGUACAGCUGAGGAGUUCAACUCACUGACAGAGGAGAAAAAAAAGGAAGCGACAUUCCAGCAGCUCCUUGAGGUUGCUCAUGUGGAGAAGAACCAUGGGAAUGAGUACUUCCAGCGCCAUCAGUUUAAACAAGCUAUCAGCAAGUACAGCAAGGCCCUGAGGACGUUGGAGAAUGCUCGCUUGGCCAAUGAUGAGGAAGAGGCCAAAAGGAACAAGGUCCUGCUGAAACUGUACAACAACAUGGCGCUGUGUAACCUGAAGGUCGGAGAGUACGCUCGCUGUAUUGCCAACUGUAACCGCGCACUCGAGAUCGAUGGCGGCAACGUGAAGGCUUUGUAUAGAAAGGGCCAGGCUCUGUGUGAGCUGAGUGAAUUUGACAGAUCCAAAGGCUGUCUGCUGAAGGCUCAGAACCUGGCACCCAACAACAAGGACAUCAGGGAGGAACUAAAAAAACUCGACAGGAAGUUCCGUCAGUUUUCAAUGCUUGAGAAGGAAUGCUGUCGCAAAAUGUUUGGUGGGCUGAAAGGAACACAGGAGAUCAAAAGCUCAGACAUUCCAGAAUGCAGUGCUGAGUUCAAAAAACUUAUUGAUGACAAGUUUGUCUCAUUUUGUGAGGAUGCUGGCCUGCCAGAGAUGACUUUCCCCCUGGAGAAGCUGACAUCAGCAGAGAGAGACUGUAUCCAACACACGGCCCUGGGGCUGGGCCUGGAGGUCACCACACGGCAGAUGGGAGCAGACAAGCAACUGCGAGUGAGAAAGAAGACUUCUGGGGGAGCCUAGAUGAGGUCAGUUCAGACAGAAAGAAAACUCAAGUCAAAGCCAUUCCCUUGCCACAGUCCUUUACAAAAUUGCCAAUGAUUCUAUCAGACACUGAUCUUGGGGGGAAAGGGACAGCCCCAAAGGUUUAGUGCUAUAGAAUUAAACUGGAGGCUGUUAUACACAGUCUCUAAUAUAAUGUGUGCCAAAUUUGGAAGGACUUCUAGUAUCAUACUGUUGUACUGCAUGCAGUACUGUGUGCUUUGUCAGUUGCCAUACUGAAAAAAAACAGAUGUACUUGUUUUGUUUGACUUUUUGAUACUGGCAUUCAGCUUUUGUGUUUGAAUACCAUUUUAGUUGGAUAGCUAGUUUUAAGUUCAAGUUACCACAUAUUGUUGUACCAACUAAGUACAUGUACUUGUAAAGUGUACGUUUCUACUUGACGUGUUUCA